UGGAGAACCUGUUUACAGGUGGCACAGUCUAGAAUCUCAGUACCAGCACAUGGAAGGUGGAGGCAGGAAAAUCAGGAGUUCAAGGCUCUCCCAGAAAAGUAAGAUCACCAUGGCUCUGGAGAAGUCCGUUGUCCUGUUUCCACUGCUAGUCCUUGUGCUGAUGGUCCUAGGAUGCGUUCAGCCCUGUCUGGGAAGGGAAUCGAAGGCCAAGAAGUUCCAGCGGCAGCACAUGGACUCAGACAGCUCCUCCCACCACAGCCCUACCUACUGCAAUGAAAUGAUGAGGCGACGUAAUAUGACAAAGGGAUCCUGUAAGCCAGUGAACACCUUUGUGCAUGAGCCCCUGGGUGAUGUCCAGGCUGUCUGCCUCCAGCAACAGGUCUCCUGCAAGAACGGGCAAACCAACUGCUACAAGAGCAGCUCCAGCAUGCGCAUCACAGACUGCCGCCGGACAGGCAGCUCCAAGUAUCCCAACUGCGCAUAUACGACUACUGAUAAAGAGAAACACAUCAUUGUGGCCUGCGAGGGAAACCCCUCUGUGCCAGUCCACUUUGAUGCAACAGUGUAGGCAACCUCCUAGUCCAGACCAGUGAGAUGUCUCUCUCCCCAUAUUUCAGCCUCAUCAUUCCAUCAUCUGUCUCUCCUCUUCCUUUCUGGUCCUGAAAGAAGUACCUCCAGUGAGAACCCCUGUCCAACACAAACAUGACUCCCUCCUCUGCAUCUUGUUCCUUCCUGCUCCUUUCAAUAAAACAGUUGCACCCAUCUGAUGCCUGAGCGUCUCUUCCAGGCAAGGGAUAAGAACGUAAUUAGAAGUGGUUUUGCUGAAUAGAAAAUGGAGUCAUUACUGCCUUCCCUUUUGACCUUGGGACUGCAGUGACCUGAGAAAAUUUCUUCCUCAUGGAUUCCUUGAGUUCAAGCAUGAAACCUUUAAGUGUGGGCUGUUGUAGUCUGGGUCACUGUCCUAGAGGGUGAACUGACCGAGGGUAAGGACCAAGGCCAUUAUUCUCUGACACAUGGAAGCAGGGAGGAAGGUGAGAUGGUCCCUGAGUCACCCUUGAUAGCAGUGUGGGGAGGAGGAGUCUGUGAAAACAUGAUCCUAAUUACCCUUUCUCUUUUGGUUGAAUGACUAAGAAAAUGGUUCUCUUAUUAUAAUGUAAGAACUUUAAACCUUACAGGUUGACGAGGCUUUUAAAAUCAUGGAGCUGAGGGACUACAAGUAGAUUUCAGCUUGUCUACGAACUCAAAUCAGAAGUGCCUGUUUAGAAUGCUGUAGAAAGAAAAUCCUCAACAGAUCUAUGUUUCCCCUUCAGCCUCUGCACCCCAGCCUCUGCUGUCAGCGUAAGGACACAUAAGGGAGCAUGUAACACCCACAAGCUCACUCUGGUCUCUUGUGAUCCUCACCUUUUAAAGGACUUGCUCAUGGCACACUGCCAGUGGCACAAUGAGACUAGAGCCCAGGUCUCCUGACUUUCCAGUUUCUACUGCUGGAGUAGAACUCAAGAAGAAUAUUCCUGACCUCCCUCCUCUAGGUGCUGUUGGUGUGGUGGCAAUGUUGCUGGCUCACACUCAGAGAGUUCUAGGACACCUUGCCUCUGAGUGAGCCUCACAGCUCCUGGCAAUUCUUUUCUUUCUUUCUUUCUUAUUUAUUUAUUUUAUUUUAUUUUUUUGUUGAGGCAAAGUCUCAUUCUAGCCCAAUUGUCGUCAACUAAAUAUGAAGCCCAAGCUAGCCUUGCACUCACUGUGAUCUUCCAAUCUUAGAGCUUCCCAAGUUCUGGCUUACUUCUCAUUUGUUAAGCAUUUUCUUUGAUCUUCUAUGUACCGUAGCAUCUGGUUUUAGAUAGAGUCAUCAAACUAGGGAAAAAGGCUGUUCUUCCAACCAGUGUGAGCAGUUCUGAAAUUAUCUUUAUGUAUUACAUUUACAAAUGUUGAAAGUGACAAUUUUCUAUUGUUUGCUAAAUGAUUUAUUCUAUGUUUUAUUUGUAGAUAUGUAUGGGGUGGUGAGGAGGUGCA
This is a messenger RNA of Jaculus jaculus (lesser Egyptian jerboa), 2010 nucleotides long. Its product is annotated as ribonuclease pancreatic-like. The transcript has 2 exons. Lineage: Eukaryota; Metazoa; Chordata; Mammalia; Rodentia; Dipodidae. The coding region runs from base 50 to 568 and encodes 172 amino acids. Gene Ontology annotation, molecular function: nucleic acid binding; RNA nuclease activity. The record is from RefSeq and is a predicted model, not a curated record.